Suhomyces tanzawaensis NRRL Y-17324 is the source of this 1480-nucleotide messenger RNA. RefSeq names its product fungal specific transcription factor domain-containing protein. The record is from RefSeq and is a predicted model, not a curated record. The coding region runs from base 283 to 1110 and encodes 275 amino acids. NCBI's taxonomy places the organism in Eukaryota, Fungi, Ascomycota, Pichiomycetes, Serinales, Debaryomycetaceae. The transcript has a single exon.
CCUGCCAGUGGAAAGCUUGAUAACAAAUCCACAAAUGACCUGACAAAAACUGUCAAAAGGAAAAGAAAGUACUCACGCCCUUGUGAUAGAUGUGCUCUUCGGAAGAUCCGUUGUUCUGAUGUCAGGCCUUGUGUGAGGUGCACUGACGGUAAUCAUCAAUGUACGAGCAACAGAAUACGCAAAAAGUGUGGACCCAAAAAGAAAACCAAAGAGAAACAACCCCAAGUCAUCCAAACAAAGAGCUAUUCAGUUUCUUCUGAUUCAUCUUCCAGUGUUUUCAGCAUGGACAAUUUUACUGAAAAUAGCUCGGUAACGGAUCUCAGCACUGUCUUCUCUCCGCUUCCAGAAGCUGCACCAGCCAUCAAGAUAGCUGAUGUGGUGUGGUACUUGCAGGCAUACCAAAGUUGGUUUUACAGCGUUUGGCCUGUGGUUUCAACUUCGAAUUUGAUAUUUCGUCUAUCAAAUAUAGAUUUUCAGAAGACACUUUCCUACGAAGACUCAUUACCAUAUGCUCUAUCACUUUCGAUAAGUGCUGCAAUUGCCAAUCAGAUUGAGGCUUCCUCCAUGUCUGUCAUGGAAUUGCCUCCAUUGAUGGAAGCAGACCGAUAUGCUCUGGAAGCAUUGAGGAUUAGAGACGUUUAUGCUCAUAGUAUGAUACCAUGCACUGAGACUAUAUUAACAUCAUACUACUUGUACGUCUAUUUCACUACCGUCCGUGGAGGUACACAAGCUUCGCUACAAUAUUUACAGGAGGCCGUUUCUACGACACAGCAGUUAGGAUUGCACAACCCAAUGACUUAUCUUACAAAGUCUCCUCACGAAACACACCUGUUGUCAAAAGUGUACCAUUUGCUCCUUGUCACGGAGAGGGUAAUUAGUAUUCAGCAUGGAUUUCAACUGGUUCUUACUACUGGUAUUCCUCUUCCAACAAUAGAAGACGACGAGUACCCUUUUGCAUUAGUUGAAUUUGUUGAUCUAUUAAAAUUGUUUGUGAAUUCAGAAGCAACGAUAAACCCAAAAAUUGAAGUUUUGGCUAACAAUAUUAAUGACUCAAGCAGCUCGGGGAACAUACCCAACUUGAACACGAAUUACAAUGACAGCUACAGGUAGUUGUGUGAUUCUAUCGAGAUAUUUCAGCAGGGAUGAUUCAAAACCCUUGAAGCUUGUGGUCUUGCUAGACAACUUUCAAUUCGAUGUAACCACACCAAAACUUGUACGCUCUAAGCCCCAUACAUUUGCUCCACCAGAUAGCCGUGCCAGUUCUUUGGUCUUCAGAUUUAGAACCCCUGCAUCCCCUUGAUGGGCAUUUGCAGUUCCCGAAACCACUAUUGAAUAGGACAUUUCGCAUUACAAUAGACAUGCGCUGAAAUAACUACCGUAAGCCAGGGUACGGCGGGUAUAGUAUUCCCCGCAAACCCCACCGUCCCCAUCUAAGCCUAAAUACUUGAUUCGAUGGAACACCCCAGUUCGGAGUCGGACU